Molecule: messenger RNA, 6622 nt
Organism: Cercocebus atys (sooty mangabey)
Lineage: Eukaryota; Metazoa; Chordata; Mammalia; Primates; Cercopithecidae
Gene: MYO5C
Product: myosin VC
Exons: 41
Biological process (GO): actin filament organization; vesicle transport along actin filament
Cellular component (GO): actin cytoskeleton; cytoplasm; myosin complex
Molecular function (GO): microfilament motor activity; actin filament binding; ATP binding
Source: RefSeq, a predicted model, not a curated record
AGGUUCAUGCCACUGCACUACAGCCUGGGCAAUAAGAGUGAAAAUCCAUCUCAAAAAAAGAAAAUCCUGUUGGGUGAGUGCCUUACCCUCAUGACGUCAUUGAACCUUAAUUACCUUCUGAAGACCCUAUCUCCAGAUGUAGUCAAUUGCGGGUUAGGGCUUCAACGUAUGAAUUUGGGGGACACACAGUUCAGCCCACAGCAACAUGGUUCUACCCAAAGACUUGUACAUCAGCACUGAGCCAGGCGUGCCCAUUGCCUGCUGGGAAUUGAGCUGGGUGGCUGUGUCUGGACUUCUGCAUUUCCCACUGUGGGAGUCCUUGGCAGCCCACCGGUGUGAUAAGAUUGUGAUGGCAUUGCUGUAACAAUACUUUCAUAGCAUUUUACAAAGUUCUUUCAAGUACGAAGUCUAAUUUAACCUCCCAGGGAACUUGUGAAAUAGAUAUUGUUGUGGUGAUUUUGUGGAUGAGAAAAAUGAGGCACUGUUAAGUGUCUGGCCCAGAGUUCCAUAGUCAAUCAGUGGUAAAAGAAAUCCCUCUCCUCUAACCCUGUAGACAGCCAUGAGAUAUGUCCAUUAAGGUACUCGCAGAUUUCUUUCCCACGUCCAGGCUUUCAGCAUUCAAGGUUUAUCUAGAAGGCUUUGGGAUUUCCAUUGCCUGUAAACUGAGACAGCCAGGCCCAGUGCGUUGCAAAUGCAUGAAAGAUCACCUCAUAAGCAAAAUUGGGUAGACGUAUUCCUCAUAAAGGAGCUGACCUAGUGGACAGAAAGAAACCUUCCUGCGUCUAACCAUGCAUUGAUCCAUGCUUUUGAAAGUUCUGAAAUUCAGCUUUUCUCAUCCUGUUGGUCAGUACAACAGGGUCUGGAUUCCCGAUCCUGAAGAAGUUUGGAAGUCUGCUGAAAUAGCCACGGACUACAUAGUUGGUGACAAGGUCCUGCGACUCCUGCUGGAGGAUGGAACGGAGCUGGAUUAUUCCGUCAAUCCAGAAUCUCUACCUCCACUUCGGAAUCCUGACAUCCUCGUGGGCGAGAAUGACCUCACGGCUCUCAGCUAUCUCCAUGAGCCCGCGGUGCUCCACAACCUCAGGAUCCGCUUUGCAGAAUCCAAACUCAUUUACACCUACAGUGGAAUCAUUUUGGUGGCCAUGAAUCCUUACAAGCAGUUGCCAAUAUACGGAGAUGCCAUCAUCCACGCCUACAGUGGGCAGAACAUGGGCGAUAUGGACCCACACAUAUUUGCUGUGGCAGAAGAGGCAUACAAGCAGAUGGCCAGAAACAACAGAAACCAGUCCAUAAUUGUAAGCGGAGAGUCGGGUGCUGGAAAGACAGUGUCAGCUCGCUAUGCCAUGAGGUACUUCGCCACCGUCAGCAAAUCUGGCAGCAACGCUCACGUGGAGGACAAGGUCCUGGCAUCCAAUCCCAUCACCGAGGCCGUCGGAAAUGCCAAGACCACCCGCAAUGACAAUAGUAGUCGGUUUGGGAAAUACACAGAAAUCAGUUUUGAUGAACAAAAUCAAAUUAUAGGAGCCAACAUGAGAACUUACCUCCUGGAGAAAUCCAGAGUUGUCUUUCAAUCGGAAAAUGAACGAAAUUACCACAUUUUCUAUCAGCUUUGUGCAUCUGCACAGCAGUCGGAAUUUAAACAUCUUAAAUUGGGGAGUGCCGAAGAAUUUAAUUAUACGAGAAUGGGAGGCAAUACUGUCAUUGAGGGUGUGAAUGAUCGAGCUGAAAUGGUAGAGACUCAAAAGACCUUCACCCUACUGGGUUUCAAGGAGGAUUUUCAGAUGGACGUUUUUAAAAUCCUGGCAGCCAUCCUACAUCUGGGCAACGUGCAGAUCACCGCGGUGGGCAACGAGAGGUCCUCAGUUAGUGAGGAUGACAGUCACCUGAAGGUGUUCUGUGAGCUCCUGGGCCUGGAGAGUGGCAGAGUUGCUCAGUGGCUGUGCAAUCGCAAAAUCGUCACAAGCUCUGAGACGGUGGUAAAACCCAUGACCAGGCCUCAGGCUGUCAACGCCAGGGAUGCACUGGCCAAAAAGAUCUAUGCCCACCUGUUCGACUUCAUUGUGGAGAGAAUUAACCAAGCGUUGCAGUUUUCAGGCAAGCAGCACACUUUUAUUGGUGUUUUGGACAUUUAUGGUUUUGAAACCUUUGAUGUGAACAGCUUUGAACAAUUUUGCAUCAAUUACGCUAAUGAAAAACUGCAACAACAGUUUAACAUGCAUGUCUUCAAACUGGAACAAGAAGAAUACAUGAAGGAAGAUAUCCCUUGGACGCUGAUAGAUUUCUAUGACAAUCAACCGGUUAUUGAUCUGAUUGAAGCAAAAAUGGGAAUUCUGGAGUUACUGGAUGAAGAAUGUUUGUUACCACAUGGAACUGAUGAAAACUGGCUUCAAAAGCUGUAUAAUAAUUUUGUCAACAAGAACCCUUUGUUUGAAAAGCCUAGAAUGUCGAACACAUCCUUUGUCAUCCAGCACUUUGCUGAUAAGGUAGAGUAUAAAUGUGAAGGUUUCCUGGAGAAAAACAGAGACACCGUCUAUGACAUGCUGGUCGAAAUCCUGAGAGCAAGCAAGUUUCAUCUCUGUGCCAACUUUUUUCAAGAAAAUCCAGCUCCUCUUUCUCCUUUUGGUUCAAUGAUUACAGUUAAAUCUGCAAAGCAAGUCAUCAAGCCGAACAGCAAGCAUUUCCGGACCACGGUUGGGAGCAAGUUCCGCAGCUCUCUGUACUUGCUCAUGGAGACCCUCAAUGCGACAACGCCCCACUACGUUCGAUGCAUCAAGCCAAAUGAUGAGAAGUUACCCUUCGAGUUUGACUCCAAAAGAAUUGUUCAGCAGCUGCGAGCCUGCGGUGUUUUAGAAACGAUUCGCAUUAGUGCACAGAGCUACCCUUCCAGGUGGACAUACAUCGAGUUCUACAGUCGCUACGGCAUUCUCAUGACCAAGCAAGAGCUUUCCUUCAGCGAUAAAAAGGAGGUGUGCAAGGCGGUUUUACACAGACUCAUUCAGGAUUCUAAUCAGUACCAGUUUGGUAAAACCAAAAUUUUCUUCAGAGCAGGACAAGUGGCUUAUUUAGAGAAACUUCGAUUGGAUAAACUGAGGCAGAGUUGUGUUGUGAUACAAAAGCACAUUCGUGGCUGGCUCCAGAGGAAAAAAUUCCUCCGGGAGAGACGAGCCGCCCUGAUAAUCCAGCGGUACUUCCGGGGUCAGCAAACCGUGAGGAAAGCUAUUACUGCAGUGGCCUUAAAAGAAGCCUGGGCAGCCAUAAUCAUUCAGAAGCACUGCCGUGGGUAUCUUGUUCGCAACCUGUAUCAGCUGAUUCGCGUGGCCACCAUCACCAUCCAGGCCUACACCCGAGGAUUCCUGGCAAGGAGGAGGUAUCGAAAGGUAAGCCACCAGUUUGGGAAGACAUGGACCCAGCAAGAUCUGCCAUACUGUUUCACCACAGAGAAGAUGCUAACAAAUGUCAGUGCAGUGAUAAGUGUGAUCAGCAACAAAGAAAACCAUGGGCUGGUGGAGAAGCUGACCAGCCUGGCUGCUCUUCGAGCCGGGGAUGUGGAAAAGAUUCAGAAGCUGGAAGCAGAACUAGAAAGAGCAGCCGCCCACAGGCGAAAUUAUGAGGAGAAGGGGAAGAGAUACAGGGAUGCUGUGGAAGAGAAGUUGGCAAAGCUUCAGAAGCAUAAUUCAGAACUGGAAACACAGAAAGACCAAAUACAGCUGAAGCUUCAAGAGAAGACUGAAGAGUUGAAAGAAAAAAUGGACAACCUCACCAAGCAGCUCUUUGAUGAUGUACAAAAGGAAGAACGGCAAAGAAUGCUUCUUGAAAAAAGUUUUGAACUGAAAACACAAGACUAUGAGAAGCAGAUUCAGUCUUUGAAAGAAGAAAUUAAAGCUCUCAAGGAUGAGAAGACGCAACUUCAACAGCUGGUAGAGGAGGAGCACGUCACUUCUGAUGGCUUGAAGGCAGAAGUGGCCCGCCUGAGCAAGCAGGCCAAGACAAUCUCUGAGUUCGAAAAAGAGAUACAGCUACUUCAGGCACAGAAGAUAGAUGUGGAGAAACAUGUGCAGUCACAAAAACGGGAAAUGAGAGAAAAGAUGUCAGAGAUCACCAAACAACUUCUCGAAAGCUAUGACAUUGAAGAUGUAAGAAGCAGGCUCUCUAUGGAAGAUUUGGAACAUUUAAAUGAGGAUGGAGAACUUUGGUUUGCUUAUGAAGGACUGAAGAAAGCAACACGUGUUUUGGAGAGCCAUUUCCAGUCUCAGAAGGAGUGCUACGAAAAGGAGAUUGAAGCUUUGAAUUUCAAAGUGGUGCAUCUAAGUCAAGAAAUCAACCACCUGCAGAAGUUAUUCAGAGAAGAAAAUGACAUCAAUGAAAGCAUCCGUCUUGAAGUGACCAGGCUAACAUCAGAGAAUAUGGUUGUGCCCGGCUUCAAAGCACAAAUUUCCAGAAUUGGACGAAGAGAAGCAGAUCUUGAAAUCCAGCCCUGAAUGAACAAACGUCAGAAAAUGAAAGGAAAACUAGAAGAAUUGUCUAAUCAGUUAAAUCGCAGUCAAGAGGAGGAAGGAACACAAAGAAAGGCCAUGGAAGCCCAGAAUGAAAUACAUACCAAAGAGAAGGAGAAGCUGAUUGAUAAGAUUCAAGAAAUGCAGGAGGCCAGUGACCACUUGAAGAAACAAUUUGAAACUGAAAGUGAAGUCAAGAGUAACUUCUGGCAGGAAGCAUCUCGGCUCACUUUGGAAAACAGGGAUCUUGAAGAAGAAUUAGACAUGAAGGACAGAGUGAUUAAAAAGCUACAAGAUCAAGUCAAGACACUAAGCAAGACAGCUGGAAAAGCCAAUGAUGUGCACUCGUCCUCAGGACCUAAGGAGUACCUUGGAAUGCUGCAAUACAAGAGAGAAGACGAGGCCAAGCUCAUUCAGAACCUCAUUCUUGACUUGAAGCCCCGUGGCGUGGUGGUGAACAUGAUCCCCGGGCUGCCGGCUCAUAUCCUGUUCAUGUGUGUGCGCUACGCAGACUCUCUGAAUGAUGCCAACAUGCUGAAGUCCCUCAUGAACAGCACCAUUAAUGGCAUCAAGCAGGUGGUUAAGGAACAUUUAGAAGACUUUGAAAUGCUGUCCUUUUGGCUUUCCAACACUUGCCAUUUUCUCAAUUGCCUGAAGCAGUACAGCGGAGAAGAGGAAUUCAUGAAGCAUAAUAGUCCACAUCAGAAUAAGAAUUGCUUGAACAAUUUUGACCUUUCAGAAUACAGACAGAUUCUCAGUGAUGUGGCUAUACGAAUAUAUCAUCAAUUUAUUAUCAUAAUGGAAAAGAAUAUCCAACCAAUAAUAGUGCCAGGCAUGCUGGAGUACGAGAGCCUGCAGGGCAUUUCCGGCCUGAAGCCCACAGGCUUCCGGAAGCGCUCCUCCAGCGUAGACGACACGGACGCCUACACCAUGACCUCCGUCCUGCAACAGCUGAGUUACUUCUACACCACCAUGUGCCAGAACGGCCUGGACCCCGAGCUUGUGAGGCAGGCGGUGAAGCAGCUCUUCUUCUUGAUCGGGGCGGUCACGCUGAACAGCCUCUUCCUGCGCAAGGACAUGUGCUCCUGCAGAAAAGGGAUGCAGAUCAGGUGCAAUAUCAGCUACUUAGAAGAAUGGCUUAAAGAUAAGAAUUUGCAGAACAGCUUAGCAAAGGAAACAUUGGAGCCCCUCUCUCAGGCAGCCUGGUUGCUUCAGGUCAAGAAGACCACAGACAGUGAUGCUAAGGAGAUCUACGAACGCUGCACCUCACUGUCUGCUGUACAGAUCAUAAAGAUCCUUAAUUCAUACACGCCUAUAGAUGACUUUGAGAAGAGAGUGACUCCAUCCUUUGUUCGCAAAGUACAGGCUCUCCUAAAUAGCCGUGAGGAUUCAUCACAGCUGAUGUUGGAUACCAAAUAUCUCUUUCAAGUCACAUUUCCUUUUACCCCGUCUCCACAUGCUCUGGAAAUGAUUCAGAUCCCCAGCAGUUUCAAGCUAGGCUUUCUGAAUAGGUUAUAGCAGGAGAAAAAGUCAAUGCACUUUUUCCUCAAAAGCUAAGUGAAGGUUCAAUAUGAGGGAUGUGGUUUAUUAAUUGGCAAUGGAAAUUGGAAUGUGAUUUAAGGAAGAAAAUAGACUUUUCUCAAAUGGACUACAUCAUCUCUCACCCACAGUGACAGUGCUGCUACUGCAAUUUUGUAAGAAUUCACACAUACCAGCUGUAGUUGGAAAAGCCAUGUCUCACUCUCAAAUCUCAGCUGGUUUUGACUGAAAUUCCUGGAGGGCUCAUAUUUUCUUCCACGUGCCUCUUGAUCUGUUCUGUCUGUGGCAGGGCUCUACCAGGAGGGAGUGAGAUCUGGGGACACAGUGGCUUCCAAGUUUUCUAAGGUUCAUGUGAAGCCUGAGUACAUUUACAAAGCUGCAAGUGGAUUCCAGCGCUCAGUCUUCCAGGAAAUAAUCCCAUCUGGCCACCAUGGCCUGCCAAGAGCUCUCUUGCCCCGUGCCUGCUGGGGACGGAAGGUUUUCAUGAAUUCGUUUUAAUGAAAAUGCCCUGCAUUGAGAAAUGUUUAUUUUAGAAAAGUUAGCCAGGCAUGAUGGCGGGCGCCUGUAGUCCCAGGUACUCGGGAAGCUGA